GAGUUAAAUUCAGAAGAAGGCUACACAUGACAGAGGGAGAAGCAAAAUUCUAUUUUCUGAGGAAAGGUUUUUUCUGUGAUUUUAAAAACUUCCAGAGAUGAGGCGAAACUCCACCAGUCUCCAUGGAGCCGUUCAGUCCCCAAUAAAUCAGCUACGGUUGGUGUUGGUGGGCAGAACAGGUUCAGGUAAAAGUGCCACUGGAAACACCAUCUUGGGUAAAAAAUGCUUCACAUCUCAACUGAGCAUGGACUCGGUGACAAACCAAUGCCAGAAGGAAUCUGGAGUGGUUCAGGGGCGGAGCCUGGUGCUGAUUGACACUCCUGGCUGGUUUGACACCUCCCUCCAGCAAAGUGAGGUAACAGAAGAAGUGCCAAGAUAUCUGACCAUGUGUUCACCUGGACCACAUGCAUUUCUGCUCAUCAUACCAAUCGCUCGCUUCACAGAGGAGCAGCAGAAGACUUUAGAUAUGAUUGAGGCAGUUUUCGAGAAGAACAUCAGUGACCACACGAUCAUCAUAUUUACCCAUGAAGAUGAGCUGAAAGGAAAGUCAAUUGAGCAGUUUAUAUCCGAACAAGGCCAAAGAAUCCAGGAUGUCAUUAAACGAUUUGGUAGCCGUUUCUUGGCUUUCAACAACAAGAACCCGGAGAACCGGGACCAGGUGGAAUGGCUCCUGAAGAAGCUGGAUGAGAUGCUGGAACACAACAACUAUGGUCACUUCACCAACCAGAAAACAAAGGUUAUAGAGAAAGCACUGGCAAUAUUGGAACAGAAAAUGCAAGAAAAACUAAAUGCAUCAAUUCAGAAGGCCAAGCAGGAAGUAAAACAGAUGGCUGAAUGUCGCAAGGCUGAGAUCAUGAAAGCCUUGGAGAUAGAGAAGCAGGAGAUAGAAAGACGCAGGAGUCAAAUCCAGGGUGAAAUCGGCCAUUUAACAGCAGAAAUUGACAAAAAACAUGAAAAACCUUCUGGAGAGCAGCAGUUGCUGCAGGAAUCUCUAAAGAUUGCAGAAAACAGGCUCAGAGAGCUGGAGAAAGAGAUGGAAUUAAAGAUAAAAGAAAGUGAAAAAAAGAAAGGGGAUGUAGAAAAAUGGAGCAAGGAAGAAGAGCAGAGAAGAGAACAAGAAGAGAGAGAAAAAGCUUCAAAUGAAGAUGAAAGCAGAUGGUAUUACAAUGAAAAAUAUUUCACUAUUCUGAAGUACCUCGUAAUUUUUUUGGGAGGCGCUGGAGUUGGAUUAGCAUUGGGACGUGCACUUUUUUCCACCACUGCAGCACCUGUGGGACUGGCAGCAGAGUUACCUGCACUGCUCGAACCAGAGCGUGCAGCUACCACGUUAGAAGCACCUACAAAAAUAACUAUUUGAAUGCGUGCAACAGCAAAGGUAGCUCCACUGGUGAAUGACCGUUGUUCCAUUCAGUAACACAGAAGUCAAAGCAGGUAUCUGUCUGAUCAUGUAAGUUUGGAAAAUUCAGUAAUGUUGCCGUCCUCCAGUCCAGGAGUGUAAAACAGGCACAGAAAAUAAAUCUAAAAUAUUCUCAGUAACUACUGCCUUGUGAAGCAAAACCAAAUUGCAAGAUAUUAACAAAGCUUUAUCUGUGUUUUGACUCGAGAGCAAAAUAGACCAAUAAAUUGAUCAGUAAUUUUCCAAUAACAAGCUACCAAUUUUACAUAUCAUCAUAUCAGAGUCCAUUUCCUCAUUAAAUCCACAUAUUCGUCCAAUAUAACCCCAAUUAAAUCCAUUCCAGUUUGUAACACUAUAAAAUGUGGAAAAGUUCAAGGGGGUGAAUAUUUAUGCAAGACACUGCAUGGUAAAACCGCAAUUUGGAUGUGAAUAUGGUAAUAGUAAUGAAUUGUUCAUUUGUAUGUCAGUGAAAUAUAUUCAAUCUGGCUGAUUUGACAUUGGAUUAAGUGUAUUGUGGCCUGUUACCCCUGAGUUUCACACCGCUGCUCUAAUCUGUGUGAUGGAAUCAGAUCGUAUCAGAUGCUUGUUGUGUGCAGGAAAAAUAAAUGUUAUUGAUCUUAUUGAAUAUAUUGACUGAUAGCAAUAAAAUUAAGAGAAAUUUUAAAAACAACUUUUUUAAAGACGUUUCAGCAUAUUUCAUACCGUCUUCAGUUUUAUAAGGAACGACUAGUCUUGCAUCACAUGACAAUAUAUACACCAUGAACCAAUCAACCAACUACAACACACAUUAAAAAAUUAAGAUAACGCAUAGGAUUCCUCAGGAAACUGAAGAUGGCAUAGGAUAUGCCGAAACAUGUCUUUAAAAAGCUGUUUUGUGUUUUUUAAAUUUUAUUACAAUCAUAAUCUCUUUUAUUAUUCAUUUUUGCAUCUACUAAUCAUAGUCGGUGUAGGGUUUGCAUUCUUUGCCAUCUAAUACAAAGCAAUUCUGUCUUUGGGCUUUUCAAUGAUGCAAUAAUUUCAAAACAUUUUACUGCAGACAGAAAAAUCAAUAUAGUAAGUAGAACUGUAAUUCUAAAUAUUUCUAUGUUAAUACACAUUCCUAGUAUGUACACAUUCCAUUAAUCAGAUUUAUAAGUUUGCA
Messenger RNA from Neoarius graeffei (lesser salmon catfish), 2537 nucleotides. Its product is annotated as GTPase IMAP family member 7-like. The coding region runs from base 98 to 1357 and encodes 419 amino acids. The transcript is spliced from 2 exons. NCBI's taxonomy places the organism in Eukaryota, Metazoa, Chordata, Actinopteri, Siluriformes, Ariidae. The record is from RefSeq and is a predicted model, not a curated record. Gene Ontology annotation, molecular function: GTP binding.